UGAGGGACGAGUUUGUCGUCUCAUUGAGAUUAAACAUGAUGAGGUUGUUGAGUUUGGAGAUGUCGCCGAUAUAGAGAAGUACAGAAGAAGCAGGCCCCUUCUUCAAUCCUCCUCCCGCUUCUUCACACCCAAUAGCAACUGCAAAAUCACCCUACUUUACACCCAGAAAAGAUCAAAGAUAACUCCAAUUCCUUAUAACCCUUUAUUGUGUAGUCUUUACGGAGCUUCGAUUGAUGGAUAAUAUAGCCGUUUACGCUUCUUCUCAAAAGCUAGUACUAGGUUCUACUGCAAACCCUCGAACUAAUGGUGUAAUAUCCAAUAAACCCUUGUUUUGCUCGUUCAAAAUCCCAAAGAGAAGCGGCCUGCUCUCCAAAUCCAAAACUUCAAUCGCCGCCGUGUCUCAGCCGCAGGGCUCAACCCCACUAACAACUAAUAAAUCUAAUGAACUAGAGAGGCUUGGGAAAGAUUGCUUUGCUAGAAUUUCUUCUUCAAGCAAUCAACACACUUCUUCAGUUGGUGCAACCCCACAAAUUGCAGUGCCACCCCCAUCUUCUCAAGUAGGUUCUCCCCUCUUUUGGGUAGGAGUUGGUGUUGCUUUCUCAGCAGUUUUUUCAUGGGCCGCAUCGUACUUAAAGAAAUAUGCCAUGCAACAAGCUUUCAAGACCAUGAUGGGACAAAUGGACACACAAAAUAACCAAUUUGCCAAUUCCGGCUUUUCUCCGGCAUCCCCGUUUCCAUUCCCGACUCCACCAAUGUCAGGGUCAACCGCCUCUUCACCGGGAUCACCUUUUCCGUUUCCGACACCAUCAGCCGCCUCAUCUGGACCUGCUUCCCAGCGAACAGUGACAGUAGAUAUGCCUCCUACUAAAACAGAGGCACCACCUGCAGCCACAAACUCCAUAGAUGAACUUGAAGCACCAAAGGAGCCAAAGAAAUCCGCUUUUGUUGAUGUGUCGCCUGAGGAAACAUUGAAAGCGAACCCGUUUGAAAACUUCAAAGAAUCUAAAGAGACUGAAUCCCCGAAAGAUUCUCAGUCUGCAACCCAAGGUUCCCAAAAUGGAUCUGCUUCCAACCCGAUGAAUAAUCCGUUUUCUGGAGCUUCGUCUACUGGUACAACAGGUCCUGUUAUGUCUGUUGAAGCUUUGGAGAAGAUGAUGGAGGAUCCAACUGUACAAAAAAUGGUCUACCCUUAUCUUCCAGAAGAAAUGAGGAACCCUACCUCCUUCAAAUGGAUGCUUCAGAACCCACAAUAUCGUCAACAACUGCAGGAUAUGUUGAAUAGCAUGGGGGGAAGUCCUGAAUGGGACAACCGUAUGAUGGACUCAUUGAAAAAUUUUGAUAUUAGUAGUCCCGAAGUCAAGGAGCAAUUUGAUCAAAUUGGGCUUACACCUGAAGAAGUUAUUUCCAAAAUCAUGGCCAAUCCUGAGGUAGCCAUGGCGUUUCAAAACCCAAGAGUUCAAGCAGCAAUCAUGGAUUGUUCUCAAAACCCUAUGAGCAUUAUCAAGUACCAAAAUGACAAGGAGGUUAUGGAUGUGUUCAAUAAGAUAUCAGAGCUGUUUCCAGGGGUGACUGGUGCACCCUGAUGAUGAUGAUCAAUCAUAUUUUGAGUUAUUUACUACAGAAGUUAAGUCUGUUUUUGGGAGUGAGUGAAUUUAGAGCUACAGAAGCAAGCUAAUUAAUUAUCUGUUGCAAUCCGUUAGCUAUAGUUGAGUGAGUGCAUGAGUUAGGACUGGUGGCUGUAACAGCAAGGAGACCACAAUUCAGUAACUGUAUGAUUUGAGUCCAGACUCUUUUGAGUUUACUAAAUCUGGUGUCUUUAAGUCUUAA
Molecule: messenger RNA, 1827 nt
Organism: Lactuca sativa (garden lettuce)
Lineage: Eukaryota; Viridiplantae; Streptophyta; Magnoliopsida; Asterales; Asteraceae
Gene: TIC40
Product: hydroxyproline-rich glycoprotein family protein
Biological process (GO): protein import into chloroplast stroma; chloroplast organization
Cellular component (GO): chloroplast inner membrane; chloroplast thylakoid membrane
Source: RefSeq, a predicted model, not a curated record